GUUCACAAACCUUUUUUCUUAGAACAAAUUUUUUUUUUUUGUGAAUAUGACAGAGCAAACUUUUAAGGCUUUUGAAAGUUAUGAUUUUGAAAAUGAUAUUAAUUUUCAGUCAGGUUUACCUUCAAUCCUUAAUUCACACAAAGAUAAGCCAAAAGAAAAAUUGAAUGCUCUCAUAGAAAAAGCUAAAUACUUUUAUUAUUCCAAAAUUAUUCAAGGAUUUGAUUACGAUGAUUAUCUGGCAUGGAAAACGAACACAAAAAAAUCAGUUUCCUCAAAUAUUGAAGACAAUACUGUGUCAACAUCCCGAGAAACAUCAGUAAGGGAUGUUAACAAUAAUCCUCAAACUGAACAAGCUGCGGAUAACCCACAAUAUCCACGAACAUUCCAUCAACUGGUUGAAAUGAUAUCUAAAGAGCAACCUAUACCAGGAAUUAAACAAAUUCCCAACGAGUUAAAUAAGGGAACUCCAUCGAAUUCCACCAUUAAACCACGUCCAAAGCCGUGGGAGAAAAAGAAUAUGAAUAAUGAAUUUAUAUAGUCCACUUUAUUUAUUAAUUUUAUCACGAUCGUGUGUAUAUUAUCUGAUACUAUAUAACUUACAAAUCAUUCUAUAAUACUACAGUUUAAUUUUAC
This is a messenger RNA of Rhizophagus irregularis DAOM 181602=DAOM 197198, 633 nucleotides long. RefSeq lists its product as uncharacterized. Lineage: Eukaryota; Fungi; Glomeromycota; Glomeromycetes; Glomerales; Glomeraceae. The record is from RefSeq and is a predicted model, not a curated record.